Molecule: messenger RNA, 468 nt
Organism: Haemonchus placei
Lineage: Eukaryota; Metazoa; Nematoda; Chromadorea; Rhabditida; Trichostrongylidae
Source: the annotation of a GenBank genome assembly
AUGCCAACAAUACUCGGUACACUAGCUGAUAUUAGGAAAUUAGAGGUAGUCAAUUACCGCUGCGGCUGGCUACUGCAAUGGUAUUCCAGGAGUUUGCGAAGGUUUGCCAAAAUUCUAUAUGAGCCAAAUAGCCCUUUUUGCGCACAUGACAACACGUUAUAGUGCACUCAUUCCGUCCCCGAAAAACCACAACAGGACACAUCGAGCUCGGUAAAUCAGUGUUAUGAAUCAGAAGAGUUUCAAAACCAAGCAGCCAGCCGGCUAAGAAUCCACUCAGUAGCCAACCAUUCGAGCGCAGAAAACUACCAAUCUCUUCUUGAUCGGGAACCAUCGUUUCGGGCUUUCCAAGAAGGUUCUUCUCCAAUCCCCGCUUCAGUUCCAGCAAAUCCUUUUCGAAUUUCGUUCGAUUCAAUUUCACAUAGCCACGGUAGUUGCACACCUGAAAAAUAUACUUUAGUUCUUCUAUAA